AUGCGGUCGCUCUUUUUCACCCUCGCGCAACUUGCGCCAGUUGUUAGUGCCAUUUCGUUAUGGAACACAACCGGGAUAUACCAAGUCGGCUACACCCAGCACGUCUUAAACCACACAACGACCCCAGAUGACCCAACCCCGAACCCCGGCAUCCUGCUGUUGACAAUCUACUAUCCCACUAUACAACCCCCCGCCGGCCCCGUCCCCUACCUCGACGCGAAGACCGCGCGCGCCUACGAGCAAACACUCGGCGUACCCAACGGCACGCUCUCGCUCCUCACGACGAACCUCCAAUUCCAGGCCCCUACCCUCCUCGGCACCCACCCCGCCUUUGGCAACGGCACCUCCCCCUACCCUACCCUCCUCUUCACCCCCGGCGCCGGCGGCACCAUUAGCGGCUAUCAGGCCUACCUAAGCGAAUUCGCCUCGCACGGCUACGCCGUCGUCGGCAUCGACCACCCGGGCGAGGCGCCCUAUACGGCCCUCCCCUACGGCGCGCCCGGCGUCGACGGCAUCCGCGACAUUGGCUCUCUAACAUCCGUCGACUUCCACCACAUGUACAAGUACCGGCUGGCCGACCUAGCCGCCGUCCUCAACCCCUCCGGCGGCCUCCUCCCGGCGCUCAUCGCACAGUACGGCGCGCCGUUCAACACGACGCACUACGCCGUGCUCGGCCACAGCAUGGGCGGCGCGGCGUCGGCGGGCGCGAUGAUCUCGGCGCCCGGGCUCUACCGCGCCGGGUCGAACCUCGACGGCACCUUCCAGCACCUGGUCAAGCCGGACCCCACGAACUCCACGGCGGUACAAGUCCCCGACCCCGACGCGCCGAAUCCGGACCUGCGCACGCCGUUCGUCGAACUCGCGAGCGAGGCGCGGUUCCAGGGCGUCGAGGACGCGGAUGCGUCGUGGGGGAGAUUCAAUGCGAACCAGACGGGCUGGCUGCGCGAUGUGCAGGUGAACGGCACGGCGCAUCUGGACUACAUGGAUACGCCGCUGGGAUUCGACCUGCUGGGGGCGAGGGAGGGCGGCGUCGUGCCGCCGGCGGCGUUGGGGGCGUUGGGGACGAUCGCCGGGAAGAGGGUAACGGAGGUGGUGACGGGGUUGUUGCUGAGCUUUUUUGAAGAGUUCGUUAGUGGCGGCGCCGGUGUAGAGAGUGUGGAUGCGUUUAUUGCGAGGACGCCUGAGGCGUUUGUUAUGGCUGAGAAGUAA
Messenger RNA from Lasiodiplodia theobromae, 1209 nucleotides. RefSeq names its product PAF acetylhydrolase family protein. Lineage: Eukaryota; Fungi; Ascomycota; Dothideomycetes; Botryosphaeriales; Botryosphaeriaceae. The record is from RefSeq and is a predicted model, not a curated record. Bases 1 to 1209 code for a protein of 402 amino acids. The transcript has a single exon. Gene Ontology annotation, molecular function: 1-alkyl-2-acetylglycerophosphocholine esterase activity.